Sphaerodactylus townsendi is the source of this 1816-nucleotide messenger RNA. RefSeq names its product IMP U3 small nucleolar ribonucleoprotein 4 (gene IMP4). Bases 128 to 1003 code for a protein of 291 amino acids. Gene Ontology annotation, biological process: rRNA processing. Gene Ontology annotation, cellular component: nucleolus; Mpp10 complex; small-subunit processome. Gene Ontology annotation, molecular function: snoRNA binding; rRNA primary transcript binding. The transcript is spliced from 9 exons. The record is from RefSeq and is a predicted model, not a curated record. Lineage: Eukaryota; Metazoa; Chordata; Lepidosauria; Squamata; Sphaerodactylidae.
UUACCCUCAACCGACCUUUACGCCUUCGCUCGCGUCCUCUUCUCCUAUAGGCCAACGAGGAGCGAGAUCCUGGAGAAAGGCGGAAACCAAACUCACAUGGUGGAGGCUCGCGUGGUCUCGGGGUAAUAUGUUGCGUCGGGAGGCCCGUCAGCGCCGGGAAUAUCUUUUCCGCAAAGCCCAAGAGGAAAAACUCCGAGCUGUCGAGGAGAAGAAAGAAAAAAUCAAGAAAGCGCUAGAUGAGAACUGCCUCAUCCCCACAGAACUACGGAAAGAGGCCCUCAGGUUACAGAAAUCAAUUGAGUUUGAUGACGGGGGUGCGACAGGGGCGACCACUCAUGUGGACGAUGAGUACCGCUGGGCAGGCGUGGAAGACCCUCGCAUCAUGGUCACGACCUCGCGUGACCCCAGCUCCCGUCUCAAGAUGUUUGCCAAAGAGCUCAAGCUGGUCUUCCCAGGGGCCCAGCGCAUGAACCGAGGCCGGCACGAGGUGGGCGCCCUUGUCCGGGCCUGCAAGGCCAACAGUGUCACGGAUCUGGUGGUGGUACAUGAGCACAGAGGGGUGCCUGACGGGCUCAUAAUCUGCCACUUGCCCUUCGGCCCGACAGCCUACUUCACCCUUUGCAAUGUGGUGAUGCGCCACGACAUCCCAGACAUCGGCACCAUGUCGGAAGCCCACCCCCACCUCAUUUUUCACAGCCUCACUUCCCGGCUCGGACAGCGGGUCACCAGCAUCCUCAAAUACCUUUUCCCAGUACCCAAAGAUGACAGCAAACGGGUUAUCACCUUUGCCAACCAAGAUGACUACAUCUCCUUUAGGCACCACGUCUACAAAAAAACCGAUCACCGGAACGUGGAGCUCACCGAAGUUGGGCCAAGGUUUGAAAUGAAAUUGUAUAUGAUCAAGCUGGGAACGUUGGAGCAGGAAAGUACGGCUGAUGUGGAAUGGCGUUGGCACCCGUAUACCCACACGGCCAAGAAGCGGAAAUUCCUCAGUGUGGAAUAGGAGGGGUCAUGUGCCACUUUUCCCUUUGCUGUACCUGGUCUCUUUGGCACGCAGCUGUAUGCUGGUGACAUUUUGGACUCUAAAGAAGACUGCGUAGAUGGAACUCUUCUACCCCCUCCGAGGACUGAAAGUCUCCCUGGUUCCUUCUGCCAGGGGGCCCCAGUCUCCCCAUUUGUAUUACACGGAUGACUGGACUGCCACAAAGGCUUUGCUUAUUUGUUCAGGGGAGGUCUGAUAGCUGUUUGCUGUCUCAGGUCUCUGCUGCCUCAUGUAGCUGUGGAAUUUGGCACCUGUCAACCAGGGCUGCGCUUCGGACAGCUGCGUGCUUUCAAAAUCACCCACGGGGCGACGGAUCGUCUUCUUACAACCCUCCCUGCAAAACCCUGAAACGUUCUUCAAUUUGAGCAAGGGCUGCCAGGAAUGGCCAAAGCCGUUUUGGAGAGGUGGUGAUACAAAGGGGCCGUUUUCCCUUCUUCCCUGCAGAUGUUCAUCCGGGGAGGGCCCCUUUGGGUUAACCAAAAGGAUCUCCUCGCCCCUUCUUGGUUUUGUUUUCUUAGGUGUGCCUCUCAGUUCUGGGGUCACAGGAAGUAUUUCCCAUGGGGUAUAUCCCAGGGCGAGGGGGAAUUCUGCCGGAACAUGGGUCAAGGGUGAAUAGAGGCCAGAGAGUAGGGAGAGCAUUAGGAAAAAGAGGGGGCAAGCAGAGACAGGAAACUCCCUUUUGGAAAGUCAGCCUAAGUCUGUUUUGCAGAGGAGGUACGAGGGAUUGCGAGACCCGGCAGGUUAAGCGGAUAUAAUAAACACUGACAUUAUAAA